Molecule: messenger RNA, 1848 nt
Organism: Ipomoea nil (Japanese morning glory)
Lineage: Eukaryota; Viridiplantae; Streptophyta; Magnoliopsida; Solanales; Convolvulaceae
Exons: 2
Coding region: 1-1848 (615 amino acids)
Source: RefSeq, a predicted model, not a curated record
AUGGCAAGUGAUGAUAAUAAUAUUUCUCAACCACCAAUUCAAAGUCAAAGUCAGAGUGUUGGAUCUUCUCAACCAUUUACAACGUCAACUACAAUAAAAAGAAAGUCCAAUGAUAUAGGUUGGGACUAUGGGGUACUUAAUGAUCCUACUAAGUCAAUGGACAAGAUUAAAUGUUUAUUGUGCAAGAAAGUAAUGUCUGGUGGAGUUUAUCGGAUCAAAGAGCAUAUUGCUGGCAUAUCAGGGAAUGUUAGCAAAUGCCCCAUAGCUUCAAAGGAAGAUCAAUUAAAAUGUAGAGAUGCCCUCAUGAUGGCGAAGAACAAAAAGAAGAACAAGAGAGCUAAAGAAGUUAAUAUAAGAGCGGAGGUAAACAUUGGUUCCCAUGAGAGUUUGAGUAAUAUUAUUGAUGUUGAUGAGUUGCAACAGUUUGAACAUUUGAAGCCACCUUGUCCAAUUGGCCCUAUGGAUAAGUUUGCAAACCAAAUCAAUCCUGAAAGUUCUUUGAGUUCAGGAAGGGGCACGGCGCAACAACGGAUAAUUGAGGCAUUUGACAAGGAGAGGGUUAACCGAGUGAAAGAGUACAUAUGCAGAUGGGCUUAUGAAUCAGCUAUUCCAUUUCAUGUUAUUGAGAAAGAUAGCUUCAAGUUGAUGAUUGAAGCUGUUGGUCAAUUCGGUCCAGGAGCGCAGACACCAAAUAGAUAUGAAUUGAGUGAAACAUAUUUGAAAAAAGAGGUUGAUCGGGUCCGAGACAGUUUGAAGGAGCAUGAGGCGUUGUGGAAAGAAAAUGGCUGCUCAAUUAUGACUGAUGCAUGGACAGAUAGGAAGAGAAGAAGCAUCAUGAACUUGUGUGUCAAUUCAAGAUUGGGCACUGUUUUUUUAUCUUCUAAAGAAUGUUCAAAUGAGGCACACACAAGUCAGUUUAUAUUUGAAUAUGUGGAGGAGGGCAUUGCAGAAGUUGGAGAGGAGAAUGUUGUUCAAAUUGUCACAGAUAAUGCUGCGAACAACAUGGGAGCUGCUAAAUUGUUGAAGGAGAAGAGGCCAAAGCUAUUUUGGACUUGUUGUGCAACUCAUUCCAUUAAUUUAAUGCUUGAAAGCAUUGCAGGUUUACCACGGUUUAAAAAAGUUCUUGAUCAAGCAAAGAGCUUGACUAUCUUUAUCUAUGCACACCAUAAAACCUUGGCAAUGAUGAGAACCUAUACAAAGAAGCGUGACAUAGUUAGGCCAGGUGUGACUAGGUUUGCUUCUGCAUUUCUUACUUUGCAGAGUUUAUAUGGUAAGAAAACUGAAUUAAGGGCUAUGUUUACAAGCAAUGAAUGGGAUGAAUGUAAGUUUGUCAAAUCAAUUAAAGGGAAAGAUGCGUAUUCUAUUGUCUUGAAUACUUCAUUUUGGCAAGGGGUUACAUUAUGCUUGAAUGUUUUUGCACCGUUGGUGAGGGUGCUUCGUAUUGUUGAUCAGGAUAAGAGACCGUCAAUGCCAUUUGUUUAUGGUGAGCUUAUGCAAGCCAAAGAAGACAUUAAGAAGGCAUUCAAUGAAGUUCAAAGAAACUAUGACCCUAUUAUUAAGAUAGUCGAAGAAACGAUGAGCAAUAGGCUAGAUUCUCCUCUUCAUUUGAUGGCUUACAUGUUGAAUCCUUAUUAUCAUUUUAAGGAUCCUCGACUUCAUUUGGAUGUAAAUGUUUUUCUGGGAUGCAUUGAGUUUCUUGAAACAUAUUAUCAUGGUGAUUUAGAAAUGCAAAACAAGAUAUUGAAUGAAGAAUUUCCCAUUUAUAAGAGGAAAGAUGGCGUAUUUGGGAAAACACUUGCGGUCAAAGGAUGCGAGACAAAUAAUGAGCGAUAUGAUCCAGGUAAAUAA